AUGCUAAUACAAGCCCCCAUCCCUCGAACUAGAUUUGCCAUCACUCCCACCAAUGUCCGACCAAUUCACGUUUGUCUAGACGUUACUCCCACUCGACAACUAUCCAACCAUAACAGCAUCUUGAAUCUGACUCAAAGACUCGAUGACAGACAACCUAUUCGACCACUCGUUGACAAUAAACAUCUAUAAUCCAUCAUCAUCAAACCAGACAACAUCAAUAGAGUUCAAGGCAACUCGUUCUGUCAAAACUAACCACCAAAUAAGGAAAUGCAAACUUAAAUCUAAGAAUUAACAAAAUAAAAGGAGAAUAUGUCUUAAAUUCUAGCAGAAGCCAUUAGAAAAAGCAAUCUUCUCUAAAAAUAGUUAGAUAAAAUUUAAGGGGAGAAAACUGAACAGGCUCUCCAAUUUUAAGUAAACCUCGAUUAAUUUCAAGAAGAAAUCACUUAAUUAACCCACAAAUUAGAGAAUUUGAUUGUUGAAAACACUUAGCUUCAAGAAUCUUAUCAGAAUUAACAAUUCUAUAUAGAGUAGUUAGAAUAUUAAGAAAAUGAUAAUUUUAACGUCACUUAAAAUUUCGGAUAGAUGUGA
Paramecium tetraurelia is the source of this 588-nucleotide messenger RNA. RefSeq lists its product as uncharacterized. Lineage: Eukaryota; Ciliophora; Oligohymenophorea; Peniculida; Parameciidae. The transcript is spliced from 2 exons. The record is from RefSeq and is a predicted model, not a curated record.